Hemibagrus wyckioides is the source of this 5477-nucleotide messenger RNA. RefSeq lists its product as uncharacterized. Lineage: Eukaryota; Metazoa; Chordata; Actinopteri; Siluriformes; Bagridae. The coding region runs from base 584 to 2377 and encodes 597 amino acids. The record is from RefSeq and is a predicted model, not a curated record. The transcript is spliced from 4 exons.
CAGAAUAUUCCCUUAGUCAGCGUUGGGUCUCCCAAGUGGUUGCACAACUUAGAGGAUCUGACAGAGGGUACAGAACUUCUACGCUCUCCAAUCUAACUUUUAGAGAUCACGGACCUUUCUGCAGAACCAGGUUGGACUAUAUCUGGCAGUAGUGUCUAGGAAAUCGAGAUCAAUCAGCAUUAGACAACAGCAUAGUGAUUAUUUCAGAUGGCGAGUGUUUUAAAACAUCAACGCAAUUUACAUGUCACAACAAUUUGGGGGCAGCCUACCGCUUUAGUACAUCCGUGACCUAAGCCAAUUCCUCGAAUUACGGAACAAGGAGAAGAAGAAGACAUAGGUCACGUUUUCGACGGAGGAGAAAAUAACGUCGAUCAAGCGGCUACAUACCCUGAGGAGUGUUUCAUCACAUUGAACGGAUUCUUUCUACUAAGAGACGAAAAAUUUGGAAGCUUUGAACGUCUGUUUAUUACACUUGACAACACUUCAGGUAUUGAACAUCUUCAAUCAUUUUAUGAUACUCUUGAUUGUCUGAAUAGCUGUGUUGCUGUGAAUAUAGAGUUGAUAAAAAGAUUUCACAAUAGACAUGGCACAGAAGCGGGUGAAUCUCACACAGUCUUCAGGGGCUAAGAAAAUACGUGGUGAAAAUAAUCUACCGUCUUGUGAUUUCGGUUUUUCGGAAACUUUUUCUAGUAGUUUGUCACAUCACAACUCAUGCACAACUCUGAACCCCUAUUUAACAGACGCUAUCGACCGGUUAAACGAGAGUUUAGGACCAUCACAGCAGCUUGUUAGACAGACCCCUAUUACAGAUUAUAGUGACAUCAUUACACCUGAGACACAACAACGUGACAUAAUCAGUGAACUUAACCAGACUCUGUUAGCAUUACAGAAUAGUCUAAAUGAACAAGGUUACUCUACCCCCUUGAAUCUUGAGUUAUUAGAUGCGGUUAAUCAAUUAAAUGAUAGUUUGGCUUUAGCCACAGAUCAAAACAUCAACGAGGUCUCUACUUCAGAAAUCGAGCAUAAUCAUACACCGUUAUCUCCACAUGAUCUGUUUCAUGAUCUUAACCAAAGCCUCAUUAUGUUAAAUGCGGGUUUUGUAAACUUUUUCGAUACCGUUGCUUCUCCAAACAUUCAAACUGUAAAUGAACACAGGACUGAAACAGUAAAUGAUCAGUCUCCUAAUGUAGAAGACGUGCAAACAGCUAAUACUGAGAACAUAAACCCCCAAAGCUGUAAUGACGUGCAAAUAUUUGGCGGUGUUAACAUACAACCCCCUAGUGUUGAAAGCAUGCAAUUAGGUAAUGACGAGAACAUAGCCCCUCCUAACGUAGAAAACAUGCGAACAGAUAACGUCGAGAACAUAGCCCCUCCUAACGUAGAAAACGUGCAAGCUGGUAACGGAAUUGAUCCUAAUAUUAGAAUAAUUAAUCGCGACCGAUUCAAAAAUACUGAAAUUAGGAGAAGAGUAAAUUUUUCAUCGAUCACAGCUGUAGACAGCUUUGCGGAUUUUUAUAAUUAUGUUUUAGAAAUCUUAAACAGUUUGAUAGAAGUGGCUAAUGAAAUGAUCUCACCAAAGGACAUAGUAACGGUUGAAAUUAGAGGUGAUACGAUCGACGUAUCUUCACGUAUUCAUCUAGUUAAUGGGUCCGUUGAUUUACAGUCUUUUCUGACCAUGCUUGAAAAUUCUAUUCAAAGUAAACGUGAAAUUUUUUCAGAUAACACACUCGAAAUAGUAAUCCAAAAAGUUCGACCACCUCGUGGUGGUUCAUAUAGAAGGAAGAUUAGUAUAUUAUUCACUUCGGAAGCUAUACAGAAGAAGAUGAGACAUCUGUAUAUAUUUCAUAAUAAAGACAACAUGUGUUUUACACUAUGUGUUACACAACUUUUGAACCCUCAAAAUAAUGGCCUUCAAACUGAAAAAAUCGCUAGACAAAUCCUCCGUGAUGUAGGAUUACCUGAAAACACAGCUGUCACAUUUGCUGAUGUAUCUAAAUUUGAGAAGCAUCUGAAGUGUAAAAUCGUAAUCAUACACCGUUCUGACAACAAAGCCGGCUACUCUUUCUUUCAAACCAGCAGAACCCCCCAUAAAAAAACAAUUUACUUGUUCUUGCAUGACAAUCAUUAUUACGGAGUUAAAAGCAUUACAGGACUUUUGGGGCAUAGUUAUGUCUGUUGUUUCUGUCAUUCAGGGUAUGAGAAUGCCAGAGCUCACGAGUGUGAGUUUAGCUGUAACAUUUGUCGUGAUGUAGAAUGCUACAAACAUAGACAGAGUAUAAUUAAAUGUCCUGAAUGUUCGAGGUUGUGUAAGUCAAAACUUUGUUUCGACAUACAUAAAGUAAAACGCCGGUCAGAAAGAGGUGUAUACUCUGUGUGAAACAGGGUUCUAUGUCGUGUAUGUCUGUGUCGUAGAGUAUUGGAACCCCUUUAACCGGAGAGAUCAUGUGUGCUUAGAGAGCCAUUGUGAACUCUGUGGUGAAAAAGUGGAUUCAGAAAUAGCGCAUUUCUAUUAUAUACAGCCGUUAAGGAAAGAAAAGCCAAAUAUGAAACACAUCUUUUAUGAUUUCAAGACUACACAGGAAACAGGAACUCAUACUGCUAAUUUAAUAUGUUGCAUGAAUUGUCGUGGUAUGUCGUGGUAUGUUUGAAGGGGAGGGGUGUGUUGCAGCAUUUUUUAAGGCUUUCCGUCGUAAAAAGUACAGAGGGUACACAUUUAUAGCGCAUAAUGCUAGAGGGUUCGAUUCAUACCUUUUGUUGAAUCAUUUCGUGAAAGAAGGAAUCGCCCCUGAUAUCAUUGCACAAGGUGGAAAAAUUCUGUGUUUUUCUGAUACAGAUUUUCGACAAAGAUACAUCGAUAGUCUGUCUUUCUUACCCAUGAAGCUAAGUAAUCUUCCUAAAGCCAUGGGGUUCUCAGAAAAAAAGAAAGGUUAUUUUCCUCAUUUCUGGAACACAAAAGAACACCAAGACUACAUAGGACCAUAUCCUGAGCCCGAGUUUUACGGUGUGGAUAGCAUGAUGCCUAAGGACAGGGAGGAUUUUUUUAUGUGGUACGCGACCAUGACUGACAAAGUCUUUAAUUUAAAGAAAGAGAUGCGUGAAUACUGCAUGAACGAUGUAGACAUUCUGAGACAGGGGUGUUUAGCUUUCAGAAAUGAAAUUCUAGAAAGUACAGAAGUUGACCCCUUUAAAUGUAUAACAAUCGCAUCUGUAUGCUUGAAAAUCUUCCGGACAUCAUUUCUCGAUGAAGACACACUAGCUAUCCCACCAUUAGAUAAUUACAUCAAUAACCAGAAAUCUUUCUCAACACCAUCCAUUCAGUGGCUUGAAUACAUUUCCAUCACACAAAACCUUCCCAUUCAACACGCUCUGAACGAAGGUGAAGCAACAUUUGGCCUUGUGAAGUGGGUCAGACGUGAAAGGCAUUUGAGUUUCUCGGCUGUUUUUAUCAUGAGUGUGAAAAGUGUUAUCCCUCAACAGCCCCUUCCCCUUUAACGCCAACUUUAGCUACGGGGAUGUCCGUCAAACGUUGGAGAAAAUUAAAUAUUUGCAAGAGGUACGCAAUUUACAUGUCACAACAAUUUGGGAGCAUGAGUGGAGUGAUAUGAAGAAAUGUGAUAACAACGUGGUAAACUUUCUAAAAGAGUUUGACUUUACAGAGCGCAUAAACCCCCGAGACGCCCUUUACGGUGGUAGAACCAACGCAUUGCAUUUACAUUACACAGUAAAAGCAGGGGAGAGAAUAGAUUAUUAUGAUUUCACUUCUCUUUAUCCCUACGUGAAUAAGACAAAAACCUACCCAAUCGGUCACCCAGUCAUCAUUUACUGUGACUUUGAACCUCUAGAGAAUUAUUUCGGGAUAAUCAGCUAAAGUAUUACUGCCUAGAGGUCUGUGGUCUCCUGUUCUUCCUUACAGGUUAAGAAGCAAACUUCUUUUCCCUCUGUGUAAAACAUGCUGUGAGCAACAACUGCAAAAGCAGUGUCGCCAUUCAGACCAAGACCAAGCUCUUAUCGGAACUUGGGCAUCUGUCGAAAUAGCUAAGGCCAUUGAAAAGGGAUACAAAAUUUUAAAAGUGUUUGAGGUUUGGCACUUCCCCAAUACAUCAAACAGUCUCUUUUCCAAGUAUAUUAAGAUGUUUCUCAAAACCAAACAGGAAAGUUCAGGCUAUCCAUCAUGGGUAGUCGAUGAAAACACAAAAGACACAUACAUUAAAAAUUACCAGCAUAACAAGGGUAUCGAUUUGAAUCCUGAACAUAUCAGUGUCAACCCCGCAAAAACAUCUUUGGCUAAACUCGCGUUAAAUUCGCUGUGGGGUAAAAUGUGUCAAAAACCUGACAGAUUAAACACUUCUAUGAUCAAAAACCCCGAUGAGUUUUUAAACUUUAUGUUCUCUGAUCUCUUCAAUGUUAGCCAUUUCUCUUUUCUGUCAGAUGAGGUCGCUCUCACACAGUGGCACUGUAAGGAUGACAGACUGAUUAAACCAGGUAAUGCUAACGUAUUCAUCGGAAUUUUUACUACAGCUUAUGCGAGACUAGAACUGUAUGAUCUGUUGGAUCGUUUAAAACAGCGUUGUUUAUACACAGACACAGACAGCGUCAUUUUUAAAAGCAGCGAAGGUGAUUGGAUGCCUCCAUUGAGUGAUUAUUUGGGGGGUCUUACCAGCGAGCUAGAGGAUGGUGAUCAUAUUGUCGAGUUUGUCAGUGCUGGUCCUAAAACCUACGGGUAUAAAACUAAAAACGGAAAAGGUAUGAAAGCAAAAGGUAUCACUUUAAAUUACUCCAAUUCAAAAGUUGUCAAUUUGAAAUCGCUUACUGAGCUGGUGGAUGAUCGAGUGAAGAAUCUGGUUAAAAUCGGUCAACUUAUAACAUCGCACAAACAAAUCAUUCGAGAUAAAAAGGGUUUUCAUUUGAGAAAUCAAACACAAAUAAAAAGAUUCAGAGUUGUGUAUGACAAACGUGUUUUAUUACCUGAUUUUACAACUCUCCCUUACGGUUAUUAAGAUUAUUCGUGCUUAUGAUUGUAUAUAUGUAUAAUAAAAAGAUCAUUUGUUUUAUUACCUGAAUUUACAACUCUCAAUUAUGGAUAUUAUGAUUGAUCAUGUUUAUGAGUGUGUAUAUGUUUCUAUGUAUGUAUAAUAAAAAGAUCAUUUUGAUUGAUUCUAUCAACCUGACCACUAGUCAUGGAUAACAUGAAUGUGACUACUUUUGAUGGGAGGUUGCAAAUGCCAUUUUCAUGUAUUGUGUGUGGACCAAGUAAUAGCAGUAAAUCUUUUUUUAUCAAACUUUUGCUGGAAAACAGUAAAGAAGUGUUGUCAAAAGUACCUGAAAAUAUCGUGUGGAUUUAUUCUUGUUGGCAACCUUUGUACGAUGAGUUGAUGACCAAAAUAAACAUAAAAUUUCUUCAAGGAAUACCCGAUUCAUUGUGUGAUGAUGAACUUUUACCUACUAACAAGACAAACUUGUUGGUGAUAGAUGAUUUA